This is a messenger RNA of Neodiprion fabricii, 2436 nucleotides long. RefSeq names its product A disintegrin and metalloproteinase with thrombospondin motifs 6-like. Gene Ontology annotation, biological process: extracellular matrix organization; proteolysis. Gene Ontology annotation, cellular component: extracellular matrix. Gene Ontology annotation, molecular function: metalloendopeptidase activity. The coding region runs from base 1 to 2232 and encodes 743 amino acids. Lineage: Eukaryota; Metazoa; Arthropoda; Insecta; Hymenoptera; Diprionidae. The record is from RefSeq and is a predicted model, not a curated record. The transcript has 12 exons.
AUGUUUGUCACUCAUGGGAAAACCUCCCGAUUCGAUCCUGAGGCCACUCAUCCUCAACCUGAGUUUGGCAGGAUAGAUAUCUGUUUGACGCAAUCCCUCUGCGGUUUCACUGGCAUAACAACCAUCGGAAGUACCUGCGACCCCGUUAAAGGUGCGGCUGUUGUAAAGGACGACGGGUUGAGGACCGGGUACAACAUCGCUCAUCAAAUCGGACACACGCUUGGCAUGUUCCACGACUCCAAAGAGGAGAACGGCUGUUCAGGAAUCACUGUGCACCGAGACGGUUACAUUGAAACUUCCGUAAUGUAUUCCGGAAAUCCUUACGUCACAAAAGGGUGGUCCAAAUGUUCACAGAGCAGCAUCAAGGCGUACUUACAAUCUGGAAUGGGCACCUGCCUCGAGGACGAGGCGCAGGACCAUCAUUUCAUUGGUAACAAGAUGUUACCCGGUGUCAUGUACAAUGGUGAUGACCAAUGCCGACUUUACUAUCGCCAGGACGUCCGCCAGUGUGAUUUGGGACUCUGGUGCUACCAAAUGAAGUGUCUGCCGAUUGGCGAACGUCCCGGAGCCAUUGACGCUAAUUGGGGCGCCUGGUCACCCUGGAGCCGGUGUUCCCGGACUUGUGGUUCAGGCGUGGCGUUUUCUGAAAGAAAGUGCAAUCAUCCGAGGCCUUCAAACGGCGGUGAAAUAUGCGAAGGCAUCAAAAAGCGUCACAAAAUUUGCGCGACUGAACCGUGUGAGAUCGGAACACCAUCCUUCCGCGACGUACAGUGCGCAGAAUUUGACGACUGGGUCUUUCCGGAGGACGGAAAAAUUCAUCAAUGGGUGGGAUAUAAUUUGCCUGAAAAUUUAAAGGCGUCCGAAAAUCCCUGCGUGCUGUUUUGUCUGAGUGAGACAAAGCUGCUGACAUCUCUCAAGCCGAAGGUCGUCGAUGGCACAACUUGCUACAGGGGAAUACGGGACGUCUGCAUCGGAGGAACCUGCAGAGAAAUACCUUGCGACUUGGAUAUGGAAUCCAAUGCGGUUGAAGAUAUGUGCGGAGUUUGUAAGGGGGACAGCACCUCGUGCCUUCUUAAAGAAGGGACUAAAUUCAUCGCUCAACAGCCACGUCUGAAGAAAUUGCUUGACGUACCUAAAGAGGCUAAGAACAUCCGUGUGGAGAUAACCGAGCCCACAAAGGCGAGGAUAGUGGUUAGGACAAAGGGAUCGAAAAACGUGCUGAUCGACGGCAAUCGAUUGGGCAUGUUUGAUUUCCCGGGUUCAAAGGCCUGGCUUGGUAUGAUCAGAGCGAGGCAGGAGGCACUUAACAUUCCUGGACCCGUAUCCGAGGAGUUGGUGAUACUGAUAUAUCCCAAGGAAAACGUCACCCUCAAGUAUUCACUGGGUUUGAAACAAGAAACCCCUCGAAAGCCUGAAUUUUCCUGGAAUUACAUCGAUUGGACACGUUGUAAUGCACUCUGCGGUCCAGGAGAAGCAGUUUCGGUACCUAAAUGCGUGGAAAAGAUUGGAGGAGAAGUGGAGGAUACUUACUGUAAGAAAUCAACCAAGCCUGAAGAGAAAGUAAAACCUUGCAAUCAGGCACCAUGUGUCCCUAGAUGGAUGAUUGGUGAUUGGCAAGGAUGCAACCCCUGUACUCCUGGUUGCAAAAAACAGCGAGCCGUCAAAUGCAUUCGGCCAGUCGGUCACGGUGAACAAGAAGCAGACAUCAUCGCUGAGAAUUACUGCCAGGGCCCAAAGCCAAAGGAUACACAACAGUGUCUCGUACGGACACGUCGCAAUAGUGUGCAUGAUAAAUCGGACGAACUUGAUGAAACUUCUUUAGGUGUGAAAAACAGUGUACACGAACUUGACGGCAAUGAUGACGGUUCAAAGAUGGACACUGACUUGGCAGGAGAUUUCGGAGAAUUUCGAACUAAUCAGAAACAAUCAGACACGAAUGAUCGCGCAUCAAUUAUAGAAAAGAGGACCGAUCAAAGUGACAGUCAGACUACAUCGAGAAGCGUCAGCAACGUAAAGGAGGGCCAAGUGGUGUUUGACAAGGAGGACAUCAAGAACUUAACACUUACUAUAAUCCUUGAACGAGACGAGAACAACAAUAUCGUCAAUUUUCCCAAAGAUUUCAUCCCUCAACCGACGGCCAAUGAGACAGACUUCACUCUUGUUGGAAUGGAUGCGGUAAAAUAUAUCCAACGGAUCCAAGAGGAGGGCCACGCAUCGUCAGAACCUCCUUAACGCUGACUUAACUCAAUAGGGAUUUCAAUCCUGAUUACCUUGUAAAUAUGUGGUCAUAUGAACGACCGUUCGCACGUCGUUCGAAUUAUUCCCACCUUGUUCCGAAGUGAGAUUUUGCGAACUAGAUAUUGUACACAGCUUUCAAGUACAUUUAAUUCUCUUUUUUAUAGAGGUAGGAAGCAUUUCUACAUGCCAUGAUUUAGA